This is a messenger RNA of Cladophialophora psammophila CBS 110553, 537 nucleotides long. RefSeq lists its product as uncharacterized. The coding region runs from base 1 to 537 and encodes 178 amino acids. Gene Ontology annotation, cellular component: cytoplasm. Gene Ontology annotation, molecular function: oxidoreductase activity, acting on the CH-OH group of donors, NAD or NADP as acceptor. Lineage: Eukaryota; Fungi; Ascomycota; Eurotiomycetes; Chaetothyriales; Herpotrichiellaceae. The transcript has 3 exons. The record is from RefSeq and is a predicted model, not a curated record.
AUGUCAAGUCCGGGCGAAGCGGUCGCGCUCGUGACUGGCGGUGUCUCUGGUAUUGGCGCAGAGUUGACACGAAAACUGAUCCGCGAAGGUUGGAGGGUCGCUGCUCUUGAUAUUGCGUCUCAAAGUGCCCUUGCUCAAAAACUUGCCGAUGAACUUGGACAGAACUUCAUGUUUUGCCAAUGCGACAUCACUCAUUACCACGAGCAAGCAAGUGCAUUUUCAGCUGCUUUUCAAAGAUGGGGCCGAAUCGAUGCUCUCUGUGCCAACGCGGGGAUCAUCGACAGGAACUCCAUUUACAUUCUCAAGUGGCGUGGGAAAACCGAGAUACCUCCCGAACCAGACCUGUCAUGCACGGAUGUUUGCUUGAAAGCAACAAUCUACGGCGUCCAACUUGCCAUUCAUUUUAUGCGACAGAAUCCCACGCCCGGCGGGAGCAUUAUUGCAACGUCCAGUAUGGUGGCAGUCCACCCGGUUGCAUCGUUUCCCGAAUAUUCUGGGGCAAAAGCCGGAGUAAGCCAGAGGGAGAGUGAUGUGUAG